UUUAAUACAUGCAGAAAAGAAGCACUGGAAGUCACUGACAAGGAUCUCCAUUGACGAGGCUAAACAACCUGAAUCUAAAAGUCUAAAUCCUGCCUAAAUGUCGGAAUUGGAUUGGCCUCUUGCUUCUCCCUCUCCCCUUCCCCAGUGUGACUACGGAGAAUGGAGCGCCACCCGAGUGCUGAUUCCAGCGAUUUACCUCUUAGCGUUCAUCAUUGGUACAUUUGGAAAUGCCUUUGUGCUCUGUGCAUAUCUGAACUGCCGUGGAAAAUGGCUAUGGAGGAUUAGGGGCCACAACAAAUCUGAACCUUCCUACAGACCUUCCACCUCUUCACGUUCUGUAACAGAGUCCCUGAUUGUCAGUCUGGCCCUGGCUGACCUUGCUUUUGUCACUACUCUUCCUUUGUGGGCCGUCUACACAGCCCUGGACUAUCACUGGCCAUUUGGCAGCUUCCUUUGCCGAGUAAGUAGCUACCUGGUGGCACUGAACAUGUAUGCCAGUGUGUUUUCUCUGGCUGGACUUAGCGUUGAGCGCUACUGUGUGAUCAAAAGGCGUAGCCCCAGCAAGAGCCUAGCCACAGUUAGAGCCUGGUACAUCGUAGGUUGUGUAUGGAUAGCAGCCAGCAUCCUUGCACUUCCCGCUCUUCUUCUUCGAACUGUCCAAGAGGUGGAAGAACAUUCUGAUUGGCUGGAUGAUGGCGAGCAUAACAAAAACGGUGGUCCGCAGUGCUUGUGUGACAUGGACUAUUCUAUUUUGGUCUCGCUAGACCUUGAUCCAGCAACACAAGAGCGCGCAGAAGUGAUGUGGUCGGCUCUGCUAGGUUUGAAGUCUACCGUCCUGGGCUUCCUGCUUCCUCUUAUUGUGCUGCUGCUUUGCUACUGUUCACUGGCACAUUUCUUGUCCCGCCAUUUUCGUCUUGGACCUCAGCCUGAUCGGCAGCGCCAGCGCAAGCUCCUGCGAGUUGUUAUUGCCCUCGUGCUAGCCUUCUUUCUCUGUUGGCUGCCCUUUCAUGCCAAUAAGACCCUGUCAGAUUUGGUUGAACUUGAUAUUUUGCCCUAUUCCUGCAGCUUUGACCGCUGGCUGGUUGCUGUCCACCCUUAUGCAAUCUGCCUAGCAUACAUGAACAGUUGCCUAAACCCACUGCUCUAUGCCUGCUGUGACCCAGCCUUCCGGCGACGGUGCAAACGUGCAGUCAAGCUUGUUUGGAGGAGACGUGACAGAGAAAGUGAUGAAGCAGGAGAUAGAGAGACAGGAACAAAAGUUGAGCUGGAAGAGGAUAAAAUAGUGAGAAAUGUAGCACACAAUUCCCAAAUUGGAACAGAAUACUGCAACAUAUAGCGAUUAAUAUGAAUGAAAUAUUUUUAUAUAAAUUACUGUAUGAGAAGUAGAUUGUGUAAGUGUGUGUACUGGUACUAAAUGUAUACUGUGAAAACUAUAAAACUGAAAUGAUCACACUGUUUUUCCCCAUUAGGGGGUGCUAAGGAU
Molecule: messenger RNA, 1483 nt
Organism: Tachysurus vachellii
Lineage: Eukaryota; Metazoa; Chordata; Actinopteri; Siluriformes; Bagridae
Gene: aplnr2
Product: apelin receptor 2
Exons: 1
Coding region: 98-1336 (412 amino acids)
Biological process (GO): G protein-coupled receptor signaling pathway; immune response
Cellular component (GO): membrane
Molecular function (GO): G protein-coupled receptor activity
Source: RefSeq, a predicted model, not a curated record